GCUCUCAGAGUCUCUCCGAGUUUCACCGAGAAUUGGCUUGAACAAACCUCCUGUCACGUAUGAAUUGGAGAUUUUUGAUAUGUUACGAAGAAGUAGUAGUCAAUGGACGUCAACAAUUCAAAAAUCACGAAUUAAUUUUGAACAAAAUUCAGCAAAUAGUCAGCCUGAAAAGAAAAUGAAACUAACAGACAGUGAGAAUAAGUGCCCACUCACCUUCGAGAUCCGUGCGGAGUGUUCGACGACGAAGGCAAGGAUGGGGCUCAUGCAACUCGUACACCACCACGUGGAUACUCCAGUUUUCAUGCCUGUUGGUACACAGGGUACAUUAAAAGGAUUACUUCCACAACAAUUAGAAGACUUGAACUGUCAAAUUAUUUUGGGUAAUACUUACCAUUUAGGAAACAGACCUGGACCGGAAGUAUUAGAUAAAGCAGGUGGGUUGCACAAAUUCAUGAACUGGAACAGAGCCCUACUGACAGAUUCUGGGGGAUUCCAAAUGGUAUCGUUAUUGAAGCUUGCAGAAAUCACGGAAGAAGGAGUGAAAUUUAAAAGUCCCUUUGACGGUUCGGAAUCCAUGUUAACACCUGAAAGAUCUAUUCAAAUACAAAACUCGAUUGGGGCUGAUAUAAUAAUGCAGUUGGAUGACGUUGUGUCAAGUACUACCACAGGACCAAGAGUAGAAGAAGCGAUGCAUAGAACAACAAGAUGGUUGGAUAGGUGUUUAUCUGCUAAUGAAAAACCUCAUGAACAGAGUAUUUUUCCAAUAGUACAAGGUGGCUUGGAUCCUGUUUUAAGGACAGAGUCUGCUAAGCAGUUGACUCAGAGAAAAGUCAAUGGAUAUGCUGUUGGUGGCUUAAGCGGAGGAGAAAGCAAAGAAGAUUUUUGGAAGAUGGUUCAUUUGUCAACAGAUAUUCUGCCUAAAAAUAAACCGAGGUACUUGAUGGGAGUUGGUUUUGCUGUGGAUUUAGUUGUUUGUUGUGCUUUAGGGAUCGAUAUGUUUGAUUGCGUAUUUCCAACCAGAACUGCAAGGUUUGGUUGUGCGCUUACACAUUCAGGGCAGCUGAAUUUAAAGCAAGGACAGUACAGUAUGGACAAAAAACCUAUUGAUGAGACGUGUUCUUGUAGUACAUGUCAGACUUACAGUCGCUCUUAUAUUCAUCAAAUAGUGACCAUAGAAACUGUCGCCUGUCAUUUAUUAACAGUGCAUAAUAUUGCAUUUCAAAUGAGACUGAUGAAAGAAAUACGCCAAAGUAUAGAGGAGCAAAGGUAUCCUCAGUACAUUCAAAAUUUUAUGCUACAGAAUUAUCCUAACAAAGACUAUCCCGAAUGGAUUGUUCAUGCUUUAAAAGCAGUAAAUGUACAAUUACUGUAAUUUUUGUAAUUAUUUAAUGUACAUUUUUUAAUCAAAACUUUUAAAU
Molecule: messenger RNA, 1418 nt
Organism: Copidosoma floridanum
Lineage: Eukaryota; Metazoa; Arthropoda; Insecta; Hymenoptera; Encyrtidae
Gene: Tgt
Product: tRNA-guanine transglycosylase
Cellular component (GO): cytosol
Molecular function (GO): tRNA-guanosine(34) queuine transglycosylase activity
Source: RefSeq, a predicted model, not a curated record